AUUGUGUCUGAACAUCUUUGGAAGCACAGAGUGAAGAUUGUUUAUCAGCUGUUCUGACUGUAAAUCAUAAGUUUUUCUCAUUGUAUUUUAUCUAACAUUACAUUUCUCUCUGUUGUUUUACAUGAUACUUCUCACAGCGAUACAGGAGCAAUCUGGAGCUCCACAGAGGACAGAACAGACAGUUAAAGACGUCUGUGUUUAUCAGAGAGACAUAAAAUGGACAGAAGAUGAGAGAAAGAAAAUGGAGAAAUCUGUUCUACUGACUGCUUCUUCAGAGGAGACUUUGGAGGUCUUCAUUCCAGAACUAGUUGAAAACUAUGCUGGGAAUAAGAACAAAGAUGAAUAUAGGUUCCUCUGCCAUCAUGCUGGUCAGUUUAUGUGCAAAUUGACCAAUCUUGUGUUUGAGAUGGAUGGGAAAGGGGAAGUGCUGUACAGAAUAGUGUCCUGGGACAGCGGUUACUUGGAUGGACUAGGACAACUGCAGCCUGCAGGACCUUUGUACAGUAUCUCCUGCCAUGAAGGCUCUAUCCGUCAUCUGCAUCUACCACAUUGUGAGAUCUGCACAGAUGAGGUUAAAUUGAGUGCAGCACAUGUGACUGGUGGUAAUGUGGAACUUAUUCAGCCACUAAAAGUAACAAACACACAUGUCAUCAUAGACAUUCAAGGUCUCUCCUUAUACGGCCUCUUGAAAUAUUUUCCUUUUUUCCGAGAAUAUCCCGUCACAGCCCAAGUGAUUUUGUUCUAUAAAAAAGUAUGUGGAAAUUCCAGGAAGAGUAAACUGCAUAUGCAUCUUUUGCCAGGCAAUGUGCCAGUUGAAGAGGUGCACAAACGGCAUAGGAGCAUGACGUACAUUGAGACAAGCUCCAACUGUGAACUGACUUCUGGCAAAAAAUACAGGCCAUGUUGUAAAGAUACUGACCAUGAAUAUGUAUUACAACCCACGAUUGAGAAGUUUGAAUGUGACUAUGGCCCAAACUAUCAUCCUACAUUUGAGAUGUUCUGUAAAACUGAGGUUGAUGAAGUCACUGUAGGUCUUUUGGAUGAAAAUGACCAGGAAGUUUGGGAGCCCCGUUUGGUCUUGCUUGCAGGUACAGAUGCAGCCACACCCACAUCAGAUACCACAGGUGCUGACUUUAUGGAUCGACACAUGGAACAUCUCAUUCAGAGAGUUUCUUCGGUAAUGGAGAUAGCAGACUGUUUAAAAAGCAAGAUGAUGAUUAGUGAUGAAAAGUACAAUAAAAUUCAUGCAGCAUCAACAUCAUGUGAGCAAAUGAGGCUCCUGUACAGUUCUCUCAAUACAGGAGGAAGAGUUGUGAAAGCAGAAGCCUAUAAAGUCCUUAAGGAGAAACAGCCUUACUUAGUGGAUGAAUUGAGUCUGGAUUGAUCCUCACAAUUUUAAUUUCACAAUUUUAAUUGUAUAGACAUUAAGAUGUUUUAUAUAUAUUUUUAUGAUUGGGUUUUUAAUUUGUUAUACAGUAUUUCCUAACAGUUAAGAGUAUAUCAUAUGUAGAACAGCAUCAUAAAUCGUCGCUGUCGGGCGGAAACCUCCUAUCUCCAAAUUUUGUCAAUUUCAUAUUUUUUCGUAUAUCGAUGCUAUUGUUCAGUCCCCACGUGGUUCUGUUAUUUUUACAAGUUAUUAACCAAUCUAAAGUCUUGAAAAUAGCUUGAGUGCAAAUCUCAUAACUCCAUUGGACACUUCAACUGUCCACCUCUUCCUCACUCCGUGGGAGAGCUUCACGGCAUAUUUCUCCUCAAGAAAAGUCGCAACGAAUCAACACGUCUUCUGAGGUAAAUGUCUUCAAAACACUGGACUCAAAGAAAAAAAAAUCUUGACCCCCGCUAGUUCUGGUGCUCGUCUGAGGACAGGAAUUUAGCGCAAGACAAUCCAUUGCAACGCGGACUAAACCCUGUGCACUGCAGAUAAGGUACGGCGUUUUUUUAAUUUCCUGAAAAAUAAUGCAUUUAUUAUAGUAUUUUGCACUCCAGUGGUUUGGUGUUAUGCAAGUUGCACCACAUAUUGACAUAUCUUCUAUAUUGCAUAAUUUAAUAGCAAUAUCUGAAUCUAUGAACUGAGAAAGGUUCAUGUGGAUAUGUAACCUUUAAUGUUUACAUUAAUUCACAUCUUAAAUGUUUUUUUUUUCUUACUUUUGUUUUGUUGGUUUAAGGUGAAAAAAGGUUAAAAAAGGUGAAAAAAGAUCUCACAUUACAGGUGAAAAAAUAACUCACAUGAUUUAUCUUAUAUUUAUUAUCUAAAUCACAAAAAAUCUAUAGGUUUAAAAGGGGUUUAUAGUUUUAUCAUCCAUUAUAACUUGAAAUGAAACUUUAAUUAGAAUAUGUUUACUUUUCUUAUUAUUCUUCUAAUUUGAUUGGUUAGUAUUUCUUUUCUAUUAGGUUAGGCCAUGUUCACCUAGGGGAUAAAAGGGGUUUAGUUGUGUCAGCCCAGAAUGCACCUGGGUGGGCCUAUUUUUUAUUUUUUUUUUAAACCAGUUUUGUCAAGCCAGUUGGGCACAAGGAGCAGGAGAUGCAAGAUUGUUUGUUUGCCUGCAAACCCUUUAAUAAAGCUCACCAAACAUGU
Tachysurus vachellii is the source of this 2575-nucleotide messenger RNA. RefSeq names its product NACHT, LRR and PYD domains-containing protein 1b allele 2-like. Gene Ontology annotation, biological process: inflammatory response; regulation of apoptotic process; innate immune response. The record is from RefSeq and is a predicted model, not a curated record. Bases 122 to 1384 code for a protein of 420 amino acids. The transcript is spliced from 12 exons. NCBI's taxonomy places the organism in Eukaryota, Metazoa, Chordata, Actinopteri, Siluriformes, Bagridae.